ACUCAAUGUGCGUGGAGCGUGCGUGAUCUACCACCUAGUUCUAGCCAGUUUCGCAACCUCGAUCGAUUAUGUCGUGCAAACCAACAGAGUGAAGUGUAGUCCCUGUGACCCUGUGACAAAGUGUUUGUGUGUAUGGGACGCUGGAUAAGUCCCUCAAGAUCGGACGAUGCUUGCGUUGGUUUAUCUUGUCUGUCGAAACAAGUUACACGGUUUACCAUCUUGUCGACAGGAGGAUAAGUCAAUGCGGCACACGUCUUGCAAAGCCAGCGCAAGAUCCCUUCCAUUUACAACCGCGCGAGCGCGCUGGCGCGAAAACGGCACCAUUCAAGAGAAACCAUUUCCGGCGGUGGCCGACGACUGGGAAAGGUCCCAUCGUGGCCAUCCUGGCAUACCACCACUCAACCGAUGGAGCGGAGGUCUAGCCGAUGGCACCGCUGAUGAGUCAGUUACAGGACAGAACAGACCGCACCGACAGAUCGUCCAUACACCUAUACGCGAGCCCGAGGCGGACGACGACAGAUGCUAUGAGAGCGACCGACCAACCAACCGACCGCAAACGAUAUGGGCUUGGAAGGGCACCAAAAUGGGACAAGAAGGAUGCCAACGAAUGGAGGCUGCUACCGCGAACGCAUACCUUUGCUGUAGGACCCCGCUCUGUGGCUACUUUAUCGCGAUAGUGUCCCGCAGGCGCAUGCAUCCAGACUGGCCGACACACACAGAGACAACCGAAUACAUUGCAGAGAGCAAGAGAGAGAGAUAGAGAGAGAGAGAGAGAGAGAGAGAGAGAGAGAGAGAGAGAAGGAGAGAGAAAGAGAGCGGGGACGUAGAGGACACACACAAGCACAACAAUCAUGAGGGGGAUCACGCGCUGGAUCCGAUUUAAGGCGAGCUGGCCACGGCGGUACCCCUCAUUUCCUUGCUGGCGAUUGUUUGUGGCACUAGUGGCAGUCUAGUGUCCAAUUCAUACACUACCACCGCUACCUUUACUGUGCGUGUCCGUUACUGAGCGUGUGUCUGUUUUCGGUGCGCUCCACGUGUUUUAGCGCCUCGAGCCUUGCGAGAUAAAUUCGAGCCCUUGGCUGCAGCGUAUUGCUGGGUGGUAGGUGCAACAAGUAGGCCGUGCAGCAAGUCAAUUACAAGUUGAAUAGAAGGAGCGAGGAGACGCAAUCAAACCACAACCAGCCAUGGCGAGCCAGCAGCAAAAUGGCAACCAUCGAGGAUGCCCCAUGAACGGGUGCGGCCACCAGGCGACCGGGAGCUGUACGGCGCCGGCCCGAGACCUUCCCGGCGAUCCCAUGAUCAACUUCAUCCGGCCCGAUCAACCGUCCCGGUGUACCUGGUCGGCGGCUGGGACCAGUGAUCCUAGUCCACACCAUCACGAACCCCUCGUACCGAGGCCAGCAUUGCUCUCGACGAUCCUCGAGGCGGUCGGUCAAACGCCGCUAGUAAAGCUGAACAAGAUUCCAGCUUCGUACGGUCUGAAGUGUAAUGUCUACGCCAAGUGUGAGUUCUUGAAUCCCGGUGGCUCGGUGAAGGACCGAAUCGGGGUACGCAUGGUGCUUGAAGCGGAGCGUAAGGGGCUUCUGAAGCCGGGUUGCACCAUCAUCGAGCCGACGUCUGGCAAUACCGGCAUCGGGCUGGCAAUGGCGGCCGCCGCCAAGGGCUACCAGUGUCUGAUUGUCAUGCCGGAGAAGAUGUCGAACGAGAAGGUGGACACGCUGAAGGCACUGGGUGCGCAGGUGAUCCGUACGCCGACGGAGGCUGCAUUCGAUUCGCCCGAGGGGCUGAUUGCCGUGUCGCAGAGCCUGCAACGCUCGAUCCCGGAUUCGAUCAUUCUCGAUCAGUACCGGAACGCGGGCAAUCCGCUCGCCCAUUACGACGGCACCGGGGCCGAGAUCGUGGAGCAGCUCGGCGGCAACGUGGACAUGGUGGUGAUCGGUACUGGUACGGGCGGUACGUUGACCGGAAUCGGGCGCCAGAUCAAGCAGUCGUGUCCGACAUGCAAGGUGAUCGCCGCCGACCCGGAGGGUUCGAUACUGGCCGAACCGGAAGAGUUGAACCGGUCGAACGUGAGCUUCUACGAGGUAGAGGGCGUCGGGUACGAUUUCCUGCCAACCGUGCUCGACCGGACCGUAGUAGACCGGUGGUACAAGUUCAACGAUCGCGAAGCGCUACCCCUAGCCCGUCGUUUGAUACGCGACGAGGGACUCCUAUGCGGUGGCAGCAGUGGAGGUAACCUGCACGUCGCUCUCGAAGCUGCGAAAGAACUGAAGGAAGGCCAGAACUGUGUUGUCAUUCUCCCGGAUAACAUUCGCAACUAUCUGACCAAGUUCGUCUCAGAUAACUGGAUGGAGGCGCGAGCGUUCAAGGAAUCGAUCAAUACGUACAAUCAUCCCUGGUGGAAUGAUAGGAUAUCUUCCAUCAAGAUGAGUUUCCCGAUCACGGUAACUGACGAUAAGACAAUCGCUGAAGCGAUUGCCCUGCUGAAGCAGCAUAAUCUCAAUCAGCUGCCAGUGGUAACCAGCACUGGUGCUAUCAAGGGCGUUGUCUAUUUGCCCAAUUUGAUGGGGAAGCUGCUGAACUGUCUGGCCAAACCGACCGAUUCGCUCAAGCGGGCGAUCUUCAAACAGUUCGUUAAAAUCGACCACCAGGAAACCGUCGGCCGUGCAUCGCGUAUCCUGGAGAAGGACCCCUUCAUCGUCAUCACGCGCACCGACCAAAUAGAAGGAGAUGUGAAACAUGACGAGGCGUUAGUUGGUGUGCUGACUCAAAGGCACAUCUUCGACUUCAUUGCCAACCAUUCGAACGGUGCGGAGGACAAUACGCAAUAACCGGGCACGUUUAUCGGUUUACAUUUUUGGACGACUGGUGCAGCUCAGCUAGAGAACAUCAAUGACACCACAUCUGGGGUGCUAGACUAUUCUAAUGCUCGGAUGCGUUUAUAGAAGCGAAAAUAAAUGAUCCAGUAAAACACUGGGUAACAGACUGGGAUUUUCUGAUUAAAUGUAACGGUGAAAGACAGAAUUAUAUAGGUCUCCGCACUCACAGUGAGUUAUUGCGUGACCGAAAAAAUCGCUGCCAACUGGUUUAA
Messenger RNA from Anopheles darlingi, 3091 nucleotides. RefSeq names its product cystathionine beta-synthase. The record is from RefSeq and is a predicted model, not a curated record. NCBI's taxonomy places the organism in Eukaryota, Metazoa, Arthropoda, Insecta, Diptera, Culicidae. The transcript has 7 exons. Gene Ontology annotation, molecular function: cysteine synthase activity; cystathionine beta-synthase activity. Gene Ontology annotation, cellular component: cytoplasm. The coding region runs from base 1185 to 2831 and encodes 548 amino acids.